UAAUAAUAUGGUUAAAAGAAAAAUGUCAUAAUUGUUGAAAUUCUAACAAAAAAUCACUAAAAUAAAAAUAAUAUUCUAAACAUAGACAAGAUGGGCCUAAAAGAAAAUCAAAGCCCAAAUGAUUUGUUUGGUGUAUGACCCAUUGACUGACCCCAUUUUCAACUCUUGUCUGUUUCUCUCUCCAAUCUUUGUGGUUGGCCAGUGACCCAGAUCGAAAUCCAGCGAAUGAAGGAAACACAUUCUCGAUCGGAGACUAUGAAAUGUGACAUCUUUUGAGUUUCAAAAAUCUCAUGGGGAUUUGUUUCAGUAUUGAAGAUGAUCCUCACCAGUCCAUUAAGAGGAUUCCAGUGGGACUUGCAGCAUCAUCUGUGAGAAACCCUUGUGAAGCAGAUAGAAGUAAUAGUAGUAGUAGCACUCCCUUGGCUCCAAGGGAUGUCAAAGAUCUACGCCAAAAUCCUGGUUACAGCAAUGUUGACAUAUUUAGUUAUGAGGAGAUGAGACUUGCCACUAAGAGAUUUCGCCCUGAUUUGAUUCUUGGUGAGGGUGGUUUUGGUGUUGUUUAUAAAGGACUUGUUGAUGAUUCUGUUCGUUCUGGUUACAUAACUACUCAAGUUGCUAUUAAAGAACUUAAUAGAGAAGGCUACCAAGGUGACAGAGAAUGGCUGGCUGAAGUUAACUAUCUUGGUCAGUUGAGACAUGAUAAUCUUGUAAAGCUUAUUGGUUAUUGUUGUGAAGAUGAACAUAGAUUAUUGGUGUAUGAAUACAUGGCAAGUGGAAGCUUAGAAAAACAUCUUUUCCGUAGAGUGGGAUGCACUCUAACUUGGUCAAGGAGAAUGAAGAUUGCUUUAGAUGCUGCUAAAGGACUUGCUUUUCUUCAUGGGGCUGAAAGACCUAUCAUAUACCGCGAUUUCAAGACCUCAAACAUCUUGUUGGAUGGGGAUUUUAAUGCGAAACUUUCAGAUUUUGGUCUUGCAAAGGAAGGUCCUAUGGGAGAUCAAACCCAUGUUUCGACACGUGUGAUGGGUACUUAUGGAUAUGCUGCUCCUGAGUAUGUUAUGACAGGACAUUUAACAGCGCGUAGCGAUAUUUAUGGAUUUGGAGUAGUGCUACUCGAGAUGCUAAUUGGAAGAAGAGCAAUGGACAAGAGCAGACCUAGCCGAGAACACAACCUUGUUGAGUGGGCGCGUCCACUUUUAAACCACAACAAGAAGCUUCUUCGGAUUUUAGACCCGAGGAUAGAAGGACAGUAUUCAGCUAAAACUGCAAUGAAGGUAGCCCAUCUGGCAUACCUAUGCCUUAGUCAAAACCCGAAAGGCAGGCCUCUAAUGAGCCAAGUGGUAGAAAUCUUAGAGGCAUUUCAGACGAACGAGGAAAACCAAGAAGAAGAAUUGCUUCAAAAUGGAGGAAACGGUAUAACUCUUUAUGAAGCUCCCAAGGUUGCUGCUCCUUCAUCUUUCGAAGAGAAGAAAAGUGUGUAUAGAAGUAACGGUGUAAAGACAACAGAAGCGUAUCCUAAGAGCAAGCCAGGAAAUGGAAGGAGCAAGAGUGAGCCACCGAGCGACUUUUUUGAGCGUCAUAACCAAUCCCCUUUGAUGGAUUGUGGUCCUGGUGAUGAGAAAUCGGCUUCCACAAGACGUUGAUGAGCUAUGGAUAGAAAGUUGAAUUGUAUAAGAUCCCUCCUCAGCUGCUCUAUCCAUUUGUUGUUGUAUGUUUGCUACUUUUUCUUUUUCUUUUUGUAGAUUCUCUAAAAUGAGAAUUUGAGAUUCUUUUUAAGCUAGUUGCUCUUGUAGAACAAGCCUUAAAACAAAGGCAUAAUUAAUGAAAUUAAAAAGCUUUUAAUGUUC
Molecule: messenger RNA, 1844 nt
Organism: Cannabis sativa
Lineage: Eukaryota; Viridiplantae; Streptophyta; Magnoliopsida; Rosales; Cannabaceae
Product: probable serine/threonine-protein kinase PBL17
Exons: 6
Coding region: 291-1640 (449 amino acids)
Biological process (GO): protein phosphorylation
Molecular function (GO): protein kinase activity; ATP binding
Source: RefSeq, a predicted model, not a curated record